GCCAGCCCCGCUCUCCCUGGCACCCGCCCGGCCACCCUCGGGAAGAACUUGACAUCCCGGUGCUUCGCAGCCGCAUUGCUGCAUCACCGCGCCGCACCAUGAGCAAGCGCCUGCAGCUAGUUCUGCGCCAGCUCUGCCGCUCGCCGCUGCCCCCGGGCCCGCCGCGCCGUUUCCGCGUGCCCUGCCGAGCCAGCAGCGGCGGCUGCAGUGGCGGCCGAGAGGGCCUGCUCGGGCAGCGGCGGCCGCAGGACGGCCAGGCCCGGCGCGGCUGCAGUCCCGGAGGCCGGGCGCCCGCGGCGCUGGACUCCAUCGUCAGAGAAGUCAUACAGAAUUCAAGAGAAACUCUGAGGUUAUUGCAAGAAAAAAACCCUGCCUUUAAGCCAGUUCUUGCUAUUAUUCAGGCAGGUGAUGAUAACUUGAUGCAGGAAAUCAACCAGAAUUUGGCUGAGGAGGCUGGUCUGAACAUCACUCACAUUUGCCUUCCCCCAGACAGCAGUGAAGCCGAGAUUAUAGAUGAAAUCUUGAAGAUCAAUGAAGACGUCAGAGUACAUGGCCUUGCUCUUCAGAUCUCAGAAAACUCAUUUAGCAACAAAGUCCUCAAUGCCUUGAAACCUGAGAAAGAUGUUGAUGGAGUAACAGAUAGAAACCUGGGGAAGCUGGUUCGCGGGGAUGCUCAUGAAUGUUUUGUUUCACCUGUUGCCAGAGCUGUAAUUGAACUCCUUGAAAAAUCAGGUGUCAACUUAGAUGGAAAGAAGAUCUUGGUUGUAGAGGCCCAUGGGCCUUUGGAAGCUGCACUACAAUACCUGUUUCAGAGAAAAGGGUCCCUGACAAUGAGCUGUCAGUGGAAAACGCCUCAGCUUCAAAGCAAGCUUCGUGAGGCUGACAUUGUGGUCAUAGGCUCCCCAAAGCCUGAAGAGGUUCCUGUUACCUGGAUACAACCAGGAACUACUGUUCUCAAUUGCUCUCAUGACUUCCUGUCAGGGAAUGCUGGGUGUGGUUCUCCUGGGGUACAUUUUACUGGCCUCAUUGAGGAAGGGGACGUGAGUCUUCUUGCCGCAGCUCUGCGGAUUCAGAACAUGGUCAGCAGUGGCAGGAGAUGGCUUCGUGAGCAGCAGCACCGGAGGUGGAGGCUUCACAGCUUGAAACUUCAGCCUCUCUCCCCUGUACCAAGCGAUAUUGAGAUUUCAAGAGGACAGACUCCAAAAGCUGUGGAUGUCCUUGCCAAGGAGAUAGGAUUGCUUGCAGAUGAAAUUGAAAUCUAUGGCAAAAGCAAAGCCAAAGUACGUUUGUCCCUGCUGGAAAGGUUAAAGGAUCAAGCAGAUGGAAAAUACGUCUUAGUUGCUGGGAUCACGCCCACCCCGCUUGGAGAAGGGAAGAGCACAGUGACGAUUGGGCUUGUGCAGGCUCUGACCGCGCACCUGAAUGUCAACUCCUUUGCCUGUCUGAGGCAGCCUUCCCAAGGACCGACUUUCGGAGUGAAAGGGGGAGCUGCGGGUGGCGGAUACGCCCAGGUCAUUCCCAUGGAGGAGUUCAACCUUCACUUGACUGGCGACAUCCAUGCCAUCACGGCUGCCAAUAACUUGCUGGCUGCUGCCAUCGACACAAGGAUUCUGCACGAGAACACUCAAACAGACAAGGCUCUAUAUAAUCGGCUGGUUCCUCUAGUAAAUGGCGUCAGAGAAUUUUCAGAAAUUCAACUUGCUCGACUAAAAAAACUGGGAAUAAAUAAGACUGAUCCAAGCACCUUGACAGAAGAGGAAAUGAGUCGGUUUGCCCGUCUCAACAUCGACCCGUCCACCAUCACCUGGCAGAGAGUGGUGGAUACAAACGACCGAUUUCUACGGAAGAUCACAAUUGGGCAGGCCAGCACAGAGAAGGGCUAUUCUCGGCAGGCGCAGUUCGACAUCGCGGUGGCCAGCGAGAUCAUGGCAGUGCUGGCCCUGACUGACAGCCUCACAGACAUGAAGGUGCGGCUGGGAAGGAUGGUGGUGGCCAGUGACAAAAGCGGGCAGCCUGUGACAGCAGAAGAUUUGGGGGUGACAGGUGCUUUGACAGUUUUGAUGAAAGAUGCAAUAAAACCAACUCUCAUGCAGACCCUAGAAGGGACACCUGUAUUCGUGCACGCUGGCCCCUUUGCUAACAUUGCUCAUGGCAACUCUUCAGUGUUGGCUGAUAAAAUUGCCCUGAAACUGGUUGGGGAAGAAGGAUUUGUGGUGACUGAAGCUGGCUUUGGCGCUGAUAUCGGAAUGGAGAAAUUCUUCAACAUCAAGUGCCGAGCUUCUGGCUUGGUGCCCAACGUGGUUGUGUUGGUGGCAACGGUGCGAGCUCUGAAGAUGCACGGAGGGGGGCCAAGUGUCACCCCUGGUGUCCCCCUUAAGAAAGAAUAUACAGAGGAGAAUAUCCAGCUGGUGGCAGAUGGCUGCUGUAAUCUCCAGAAGCAAAUUCAGAUCGCUCAGCUCUUCGGGGUUCCCGUGGUGGUGGCCGUGAAUGUCUUCAAGACUGACACCCGGGCUGAGAUCGACUUGGUGUGUGAGCUCGCGAAGCGGGCUGGUGCCUUUGAUGCCGUCCCCUGCUAUCACUGGUCGGUUGGUGGCAAGGGCUCGGUGGACUUGGCUCGGGCUGUGAGAGAGGCUGCAAGUCAACAAAGCCGCUUCCAAUUCCUGUACGACGUUCAGCUUCCAAUUGUGGAAAAGAUAAGAACCAUUGCCCAGGCCGUCUAUGGAGCCAAAGAUAUUGAACUCUCUCCCGUGGCACAAUCCAAAAUAGAUCGUUACACUCAACAGGGCUUUGGAAAUUUGCCUAUCUGCAUGGCAAAGACCCACCUUUCUCUGUCUCACCUACCUGACAAAAAAGGUGUGCCGAAGGAUUUCAUCUUACCUAUCAGCGAUGUCCGGGCCAGCAUCGGCGCUGGGUUCAUUUACCCGCUGGUUGGAACGAUGAGCACGAUGCCAGGACUGCCCACUCGGCCCUGCUUUUAUGAUAUAGAUCUUGAUACGGAAACAGAACAAGUUAAAGGCUUGUUCUAAGUGAAAAGACUCUCAGGACCUGAUUCAGGCUCCUGAAACACAAACUACUACUUGUCUUUUUGCUGUAUUUGGAGAAGAAAGUGAAUUUGAAAUCUGUCUCUUAUGCAAGGUUGGAGAAAAGGAUAAAUAGGCCAGAGAUUUCUUCUUGCAUCGUCAAGUUGAUGGUUUGCUGCAGAGUAUGGCGUUCAGCAAAAAGACCUCCACCAAGUCUGAAAGAAACUAAUUUAUUUUCUGUUGCUGCAGAGUUUACAUUAUUUCUACCGCUUACACUUUAGAAUGUUUAUUUUAUGAGGACUAAGGGAUUAAAAGAGUGUGAACUAAAAGGUAACAUUUUCCACCAUGGAAUUUUCUACUUUGUCUUUGAAAUGAAAAUAAACAUGUAUCUAGAAAA
Messenger RNA from Otolemur garnettii (small-eared galago), 3417 nucleotides. It is a transcript of the gene MTHFD1L, whose product is annotated as methylenetetrahydrofolate dehydrogenase (NADP+ dependent) 1 like. Gene Ontology annotation, cellular component: cytosol; mitochondrion. The transcript is spliced from 28 exons. Lineage: Eukaryota; Metazoa; Chordata; Mammalia; Primates; Galagidae. The coding region runs from base 99 to 3026 and encodes 975 amino acids. Gene Ontology annotation, biological process: tetrahydrofolate interconversion. The record is from RefSeq and is a predicted model, not a curated record. Gene Ontology annotation, molecular function: formate-tetrahydrofolate ligase activity; ATP binding; methylenetetrahydrofolate dehydrogenase (NADP+) activity.